AGAUGCUGCGAGUGUGACAGCUGCUGAACAUUCAGGGCUUCGGACUGAAGAGCCAACAGCAAUGAGCACUAAGAAUCUAAUCCCAGAAGUUAUGAGUUAAUGAGGAAGUCCAGAAGCUUUGAAGACAUCUUCCUCAUGUGGGACGACGCAGGACGAUGAUCAGACAUCUUCACAACAUCACAGGGACAGAAGGAGGACUCCCUUCAUGAUGAACUUUGCCGUGGUUCUUCUAUUCACAUCCAGCUGCUUCGCCUGGUCUUCGGCCGUCUAUUCCUCCAACAGAGAAGCAGGACCCAAGAAGCUGAAGUACCUCCUGGAGACGCUGCUGCACGCCGACGUCGUGGCCCGGAGGGGAGAGAACGCCACCCUGCCGUGCGUCCUGAGGACCAAACCCGCCCAGUACAAAGUGAAAUGGACAAAGCUGGAGCCGCACCGCGCGGGUCGGGAGGACAUCAUCAUGAUAUCGAAUGCGCACGCCUUCAAGCCCUACGGGCGCCUGGGCGGGCGGGCCUCCCUCCCCAAGGCGCACGCCAUGGACGCCUCCCUGCAGCUCCGCGGCCUCGAGCUGGAAGACGGCGGCACGUAUCGCUGCGAGCUGGUCUACGGCAUCGAGGACGAGAGUGUGGUCGUAACGUUGAGGAUUGAAGGGGUGGUCUUCCCGUACCAGAGCAGAAGUGGCCGCUACAGACUCACGUUCCACGAGGCCGAGGAGGCCUGUGCUCAGCAGGACGCCACGCUGGCCUCGUACGGCCAGCUGUACCGAGCGUGGACGGAGGGCCUGGACUGGUGCAACGCCGGCUGGCUCCACGACGGCACCGUCCAUUACCCCAUCGUCCAGCCCCGCCCGGCCUGUGGAGGGGAGCUGCUCCCCGGCAUUCGCAGCUACGGGCCGAAGGACAAGAACCAGGACCGAUUCGACGCCUUCUGCUUCACCUCCCAGACGUCCGGCUCCGUCUCCUAUGUAGCGGGCUCCUUCUCCUUCGACCAGGCCGGACUCGCGUGUCGGCGCCAGGGCGGCGAGCUGGCGCUGGUCGGCCAUCUUUACUCCGCCUGGCGUUUCCGUGACUACGACCGGUGCGACGGCGGCUGGCUGAGAGACGGCAGCGUGCGGUUUCCCGUCGGCAGCCCCAGGGAGCGCUGCGGGGGCGUCCCCGAGGCGGGGGUGCGCUCCUUCGGGUUCCCCGACCAGACGGCGCACCUGUACGGCGCCUAUUGCUAUAGGUAGACCCGAAACAAAGCGCCAGCACACCUGCUUCACCCUCCUUUGGAGACAAAAGGCGAAUCCACACUAAGCCGAGACACAAAUUCACUUCUUUCCAGGAGGCUGGAAAGAAGUGAAAUGUGAUUUUCAAAAUCAACAUACAUUUGAUAAAUAAUUGGAUCGGGGAAAACAGUAAGCAGUCUUUUAUUUUGAAAUCCCCAAACGACUCUCGCAGAGUGAACGUGAAUGAAUGAACAUGUUCCACAAUCAUCCCUCUUGAUCACUAAUAAGGAGUUGACAUUUCUGCAGAGACUAACUGAAGGUGUUUGGUUCAUUUUGGGUUCAAUCACCGUUUAACAUGAGACCCGACUGCUUCCUGCACAUUUAAUGCCUUUAAGCCACUUUAACGGGUUCAUCUGCAGGUUCAUUAACUUCAUUCCAGCAAGUCAAUAAAUGAUUGGCGCAUGAUUUGAA
This is a messenger RNA of Pungitius pungitius (ninespine stickleback), 1675 nucleotides long. It is a transcript of the gene hapln2, whose product is annotated as hyaluronan and proteoglycan link protein 2. Gene Ontology annotation, cellular component: perineuronal net; synapse. NCBI's taxonomy places the organism in Eukaryota, Metazoa, Chordata, Actinopteri, Perciformes, Gasterosteidae. The transcript is spliced from 6 exons. Gene Ontology annotation, molecular function: hyaluronic acid binding. The record is from RefSeq and is a predicted model, not a curated record. The coding region runs from base 206 to 1225 and encodes 339 amino acids. Gene Ontology annotation, biological process: positive regulation of neuroblast proliferation; glial cell differentiation; cell adhesion.